Penicillium odoratum is the source of this 1827-nucleotide messenger RNA. RefSeq names its product ribonuclease H family protein. Lineage: Eukaryota; Fungi; Ascomycota; Eurotiomycetes; Eurotiales; Aspergillaceae. Gene Ontology annotation, molecular function: nucleic acid binding; RNA-DNA hybrid ribonuclease activity. The record is from RefSeq and is a predicted model, not a curated record. The transcript has 2 exons. Bases 1 to 1827 code for a protein of 608 amino acids.
AUGUCUUUUGGACGCGACUGGCUAUCCGACCGCUCCGUUUCGGUCCAGGUCGGAGACGCUACCGCCACCGCAAAGAUAAGAGUAGGCCUCCCACAGGGGUCCCCGCUGUCCCCAGUCCUCUUCCUCCUAUAUGCGGCGAAGAUAGUCUCCUCACAAGAUAACUCCUUCUGCUACGCGGAUGACCUAGGGCUACUGUUCGUCGGGGACUCCCUUGAGGAGACAUCCCAGCAGCUAGUAGAAGUAUACAAAACGAUCACUCUAUCUGGAGCAGCAUCAGGCCUCCCAUUCUCCCUAGAGAAGACCGAGAUCCAACAUUUCUCGAAGCAGCGGAAGCUGUCCGCGCCUACGGUCACUCUACCAGGGCUCACCUUCCGACCACACAUCAACUGGGUCUUCAGCCGGGGCAAGCGGCUCGCACUACAUCUGCGGAAGCUCAGCAACACCCAGCGAGGAUGCCCGGUUGCCUCUAUGCGCGCAGCGGUCAUUCAGUGCGUGAUACCGACAGCGUUAUACGGCGCGGAGGUUUUCUACACCGGCCAAGGGCAGAAGGGCCUCAUCGACUCCCUACGCUCCCUACUCCGGCUCGCUGCUCUAGCCAUCCUUCCAGCUUACAGAACAACCCCUACCUCAGCGCUACUCCGCGAGGCAGACCUACCCUACCCGGAAGCCCUCCUCGACGGCGUCCUUCAAAGGGCAGCAGUCCGAUACGCGAGCCUAGACGCUAGACACCCGAUCGCGAGAGUUACCAUCAAUGCAUACGAUACUAGAAGGACGAGACUUACCAGGAUCCUCCAACGCGUCCCAACGCCGGCACCGGAGAGAGCACGUGUAAAGUCACGUCUUCCACCGCUCCGCAUACUACCUACUACGGACACAAACAAGGCCGUAUACGCACCAGCACCGCUACGGUUAACGGUCUACUCGGACGGCUCACGCACUAGCCGAGGGGCUGGGUACGGGUUCGUGGUCUACUACGGCUCUAUCCCUAUCACCCAAGGGUAUGGGUCAGCUGGCUCCCAGACAGAGGUGUACGACGCCGAGAUUAUGGGCGCAGUAGAGGGCCUCCAGGCGGCUGUCAACCUACCCUGCGCAAGCUACUCCACAGGCCUUGUUAUCCUCCUCGAUAACCUCGCUGUCGCUAGCCUACUCUCGGACGGGAGACCUGCACCACACAGACGAAAACUCACAGACUUAUUCCAAAAGCUCACUACCCAGUGGAAAUCCGCUGCCUAUAUCCUCAGCACACCCCGCACGCCCGUGGAGGUGCGCUGGAUGCCAGGCCACUCCGGGAUAGCAGGGAACGAGACUGCCGAUGAGCUAGCAAAGAGGGGCGCAGCGUUAGACGGCUCCCACAUUCCCCCUUCCCCAUCUUACCUUAUGCGCGUAGCGAAACAACAUACCCGCGCGGCAACGCGUGCUGCGUAUACCAGGAACGCACCUCAGGCAUACCAAGACCUAAAUAUCCAACCCCACACCAAGAGCAGCCGCGCUCGGGAACACAGGCUUCCCCGCGGGGUGCUCGGCCGGCUGCUAGCCGCACGGACCGGCCAUGGUGACUUCCAGGCAUACCACGAGAGGUUCCAUCACAGGAACUCCCUUACGACCUGCUCCUGCGGUAAGCCAAAAUCCCCCGUCCACUUCUUCUUCUGCCCGCCCGCGAGGAAACGCUGGAAGGAUCGAUGGAAAGGCCCAAAGGCCAGCCCAUCUGCAAUGAUAGACUGGAUACUGAGCACAGCUGCUGGGGCCGAGGAAUUCGGCCGUUUCGUGCAAGAAACGUCCUUCUUUAAGGACAUCUGCCCAAAUUGGGCACAAACAUGCGCCGCAUAG